CUUUCACUUCCUUGUUGACGGCCUAAACAUUGAGGACUGAUAUGCUCUCACUGCGACCAUGAACUACUGGAGUCAUAUCGCCUGUGUGUUCUACAUGCUUCAGGUGGCCCAUGCAGACGGCCUAAACAGGGGUGACUGAUUUGCUCUCACUGCGACCAUGAACUACUGGAGUCAUAUCGCCCGUGUGUUCUGCAUGCUUCAGGUGGCUCAUGCAGGCACAACACAUACAAGUAAAGCAUGUUAUGGAGUUGCUGGCCUUCCCUGCACUGAACAUAAAAUCAGCUGCAACAAUACCCAGAAGAUCGACAUCAAAGAGGCCUACUACACUGACAACACGGAUUGUACGAGAGACGGUCUAACUCAUUGCAAGAACGUGACCCCAGACAAUGUGAUAGAAUCCGGAAAGCACAGUUUCAACACCGCCGAGAUGUCUUUUCUCAAAAACAAGUGCUCUACAAGUUGUUUGUAUCGUGCACUCCGACGAAAUGAAACUCUUUCAUUCUCUGUUGUGAGAUAUGAAUGCAGUGAAGAAGUAAGAUUCACCACUGCGCCAACUGAGGACAUAUCUCUUGUAUCAACCUCUUCACGAUUUCCAGCCGGUCUGUUUGUGGGAGGAGUGGCUGUCGGAGGGGUUAUGGUCAUUCUGGUCGGUCUUGCAGUGUACGUCCUCAUUGUCAGACCUCGGUACAAUCUUACCCCGAAGAAACAAGGAGACACCCCAGCUUCUGUUGAACAUCCCACCUACUCCGGUAUGUCAGCUGGAGGUGAUGUCAACAACUAUGACAUUAUUGAACAGACUUCCGGGUUUCGAGGGGAUACGGCACAUGACUUGGUGUCAACUCCAGAAUACAAAAACAUUUGAUUUACCACGAUAAUAUAUAUUUCAUCAGGCAACGAUUCUGUAUCACCGACAAGAGAAGAAAUCUACGAUAUCGAUAAGUCAUCCGUGUAUCUUAAUUAACUAGUAUUUGGCUCGGGAGUGAUCCUGGAGCAAUAACAGUGUUGUAUGUCUGUGAGAUGUCCUUUGUGUCACACCUCCGCAGGAAGUAGACAAUUAUACCCGUUGUGCUGGUGCUUACCAGGGUGAAACUUGGAGGGAGUUGAAACCAUGAACUGCGGAUUCUGGGAUACAACACGUAAGGGAGACAAUUUUGCCCACUACAUUGCCGCCCCGUAGACCAUUAGUCCCAUCUUUUUUCAAAUACAAUUAGUCAGUCACAAAGGUCAGUGAUUUCACAAUCACAAAGUAUUUUGUAUGCAAGGUGUAACCUGUUCCAACUGUUAUUGUUCGUCGUUUUUUUGUUAUAUUGGAUAUCAUUCUAUAUAUUUAACUCAAACAUGUUUUGGUAUCAAUGAAAUAUAAACCGAUAUUACGCCCCAGCAUUACAAAUACUUUAUGGACAAUGACAGUAUAUCUAAUUUCGGGUCAAGGCGGAACACUAAUGUGGUAUUUAAUCUGUACAUUUUCCUGGUUGUGACACUGGUACUUACCUCCCUGACUGUGUAUGCACGUAAACACGUCAAUCGACUUUUCAUGACGAUAUAUGGCAUUAUCAUACCUCCAUGUCAGAAUGAUGAAAUCCGAUUGGUCCACGUGAUCUUGAUAAAAUACGGUGUAACCCGCUUUAAUUUGGUGGGUAAUAGAUUUCUCAGUGGAGGAAUAAAUCUCUUAUACCCCGCCACGAGCAAAUCAGGCUGCACGUGGAUGUCUGAGAGACAGAAUAAAUCUCUUAUAACCCGCAUCAAAGCAAAAAGCCGCACGCCUUUUCAGUGUCAAGUAACGUGACAUUGCGCCAGCUAUCCUCAGGUCAGUCGAACGGCUGUUUACUUUCAAUUUUGAAUUUAUUUGAAUUAUUUUACAAUGUCAUAUUCAAACAUGUCAGUAAGAUACAUUCGUUGUAGCAGGAUCACUCGGGGUACUUGGGGUUUUAUGUGCCCCUCGUUAGGUUUCUAACAUAAAGUGGGAAGCAUAAAACCCAUGUACCUCUCGAGAUCCUGCUACAACUUAUAUUAUUAUUCCAGUCAGAGGAGGUAGAAAUUUUAAGAGCGAAGCUUCUAACACUACCACAUACAAAAUAAAUAUCGAAAUGUCACCCUUUUGAUUGUGCAUAAAUCCGAAGUCAGUGGAUAUAUUCACCUGGUUAACCGAACAUUCAGCCACAUGGGUUAUGAGUUAUCAUCUCGAACAUAACAUCAUGGAACAUUCACCAUACAAAUGCUUGCCGAUCACUCCCGGUCUUCUCUAACACGCGUUAUCAAUGAAGCAAAACGGGGAUUGGCGCAUAACAUGCUUCAACUUUCAUUCAUGAGCCUCUCAUGAGCCAUGUUGCACUUACACAGACACACAAACCGUACUUACGGUAUAUAAACGAGAGAGUAUGGUUUUACGCGGCUUUUAGCAAUAUGCUAGUAAUAUCAACAGACAUGGGCUUCACACAUUGUUCCCAUGUGGUGAAUCAAACUUGGGCCUUCGGUGUGACGAGCGAAAUUAUAAUUGUUAUGUUUUGUGUAUAAUGUUCAUAGUGUAAAACGAAGUAUGAUAUCUCAACAGGAGCAGUGAUAGUGCGGUAGUUACACUGAAUUGUACUAGAAUCGAGCAAAUAAAUUUGACUAUUAAAUAAGAUGGUAUAUUUAUUAUUCCAAAUCUGAUGGCUGUUAACAAAUAUAUAUGAGAUUAACUAAUCCGUCUGAAAGGGAACUGGCAGUAUUGCAACUGUCGUGUCAGCCUAAUAUGGGAGUACAGCAAUGAAGAACACAUGCUUAUGAUACACCUGGAAAAGUACAAUCGACUCUGAUUAUAGUGCGAGAUGUAACAUUAUGGAAAUGGGGUUCGUGACGUUUAUUUACUUGACCCAAGUCGUCUUGUCUGGUGGUUGAUCCCGAGACAUAUCCCAAACUUGGUAGCAUUUACCAAAAAUGUUGACAAAACAUGAACUGUCUGGGACAAGCCGGUAACCCACCAAACGAAACGGGGAUAUUUCAAUUCUGUUUCCUCUUUUUCAAUUUCUGCAUUCCUCCAGUGGCACCCCGCACUGACUCAACCUCAUGUAGGUACGUGAACAACCCAAGCACGAAGAGGAUACAAUCGUAACACUGGCGUUCCCUCUACUCAGCACUGCUGCAGUACCCAAACGAUCGCCAUCUGCGACGCCUACAACACUUAUUUUUUCCCCCUUCUUUAUUCAUCUCAGUAGGUACAGCAUAUUAUAUGCCUGUCAUGUCAAUAAAAUUGUGUUACAUGCUAUUCAAGAAGUGUGCAUCUUUACAAACAUAUACAUCCUUGCCUAUAAAGUCAACUUAUAGUAUCAGUGUGUCUUACAGAUUGGUUUUUAAACAAAAUGUGGAAGGAAGACCAGAAACUAACAAAGUUUGCAUAGUUACAAUUUGUAAAUGACAAUGUCUUUGUAGCAUUUUAAUAACUAAUUAUCUCAUGCUGUAUGUGUUCAAAAUGUGACAUAACCCUUUCCUACA
This is a messenger RNA of Haliotis rufescens (red abalone), 3471 nucleotides long. RefSeq lists its product as uncharacterized. The record is from RefSeq and is a predicted model, not a curated record. Lineage: Eukaryota; Metazoa; Mollusca; Gastropoda; Lepetellida; Haliotidae. The transcript is spliced from 6 exons. Bases 158 to 862 code for a protein of 234 amino acids.